Spodoptera littoralis (African cotton leafworm) is the source of this 1515-nucleotide messenger RNA. The record is from the annotation of a GenBank genome assembly. Lineage: Eukaryota; Metazoa; Arthropoda; Insecta; Lepidoptera; Noctuidae.
AUGGUGUCUGUUGGGGAUUAUUACUGGAGAAACUACGGGGGAUCUUACUAUCUGGCUCAGGAUUAUCAGAUGCCACAAACAGUGCCCCGGUCCGGGUGCAGCCCGCCGUCGGCUUCUCAAGGCGAAAGAGCAGUCCCCGGCUCCCCCGCUGAUCUACAACAUCUUCUGCGCCUGCUCGGCGCUGCUUCCCCCCCAGAACCGAUGCUUCACUCUCCCCCAAACCCACACAACAAGCCACCCCCACCCUAUCCAGAAGAUAACACAAACAACGUUUUCUUGGAACGCCUAUACGACUUCGAGGGUUACCCUACUCCCUCGCCAUCUUCGGACGAAGGUUCUAUUCCAGCAGUCACCCUGCAGCCUUCAUCGCCCUACAGUUCUCUUCAGUACUCUCCACAAGUGUACAUCAAAGAAGAACCUAACAGACUUGCCGUGCCCGGCUUUGCCUCCCCCUAUCCCUUAUCUCCGUCGGGAUCGUGCGUAUCAUACGGAAGCCACAAUCAAUACUCAUCACCAGUCCCACAACACGAGGAAUACAUAGAUAUAGAAGAACUUCUAAAAGAAAAUCAGAUUUUACAAGAAAGUGUACAACAUAGUUACAUCACACCUAAAAUCGAAGUUGAAGAGCCAAGAGACCACAUUCUGCUGCGAUCAGCACUAGAAGACACAUCUUUCCAGAAGAGAUUAAAUCUCAGACCAAUUCCUUUAGAAUUGGGAAGUGUGAAAAUGGAAGAGAGCAGUGGAGGUGACGAUUCUCUAGUGGCACCAGACAUCGAUCGAGUUCUCAGCAUGGCCAUCGAACAGACCAAGAGAGACGUAGACAACACAUGCACAGUACUUGGAAUCUCACCAGAUCCAAUGCAGUGGAGCACUGGGGACGUAAAGUCAUGGGUGAUGUUCACAUUGCAACAUUACAACCUGCCAAUGGUACCCAUGGAAAACUUCACAAUGGAUGGCGCAGCGCUUGUAGCACUAACAGAAGAAGAAUUCAACCACAGAGCACCUCAGGCGGGAAGUACGUUGUAUGCUCAGUUAGAGAUCUGGAGAACAUCACAGGGGUCUGAUCAUCAGCAGUUAUCAGCUUCACCGAUCCCAACACCAGCAGGAUUACCGUCUGCCGACGACAUGAGUGAUGGGUUGGCAAAGAAUCAAGAUUUAGCAACGGAUAAGAUAGAUGAGGACUCAGAGUCAGCGGGUACGAGUGCGACUGUUGGAGGCGGUAAAGCAAAGACUGGAAGCACACAUAUACACCUGUGGCAGUUUCUGAAGGAACUCCUGGCAUCUCCUCAUGUACACGGUUCAGCGAUACGGUGGUUAGACCGAAGUAACGGUGUGUUCAAGAUUGAGGAUUCAGUGCGUGUCGCCAGACUGUGGGGCAAAAGAAAGAACAGGCCUGCUAUGAACUACGACAAACUGUCCAGAAGCAUCAGACAAUACUACAAGAAGGGCAUCAUGAAGAAAACGGAGAGGAGCCAAAGACUCGUCUACCAGUUCUGUCAUCCGUAUUGCUUAUAA